This is a messenger RNA of Solanum lycopersicum (tomato), 1384 nucleotides long. Its product is annotated as zinc finger protein 1-like. Gene Ontology annotation, biological process: negative regulation of abscisic acid-activated signaling pathway. NCBI's taxonomy places the organism in Eukaryota, Viridiplantae, Streptophyta, Magnoliopsida, Solanales, Solanaceae. The record is from RefSeq and is a predicted model, not a curated record.
AACUGAAUAAAUGUUUGAGAAUAAGACACUUAAUCUCCAUAUUACCAUUUGUAUAAUAAUGGUGACAUUUAAUUAAAGCAAGAUAUGAUAGUUUGAUAUACAUUAAUGUAAUUAGUAUUUCUAGCAAUUUAAUUUGAUCCUCUAGUAGAACACCCCAUUAACACUGAGUUGGUUGCUUGAAUUUGUAAAUUUGUAACGCCAUGCAAUCAUUAAUUUUCCAUAUUUGAAUGAUUUUGUAUUUAUAACAUUGUCUAUUUAAAAGAUUUAUCCUCUUCAUUAAUCUUUCAUCAAGUUAAUUUUCAAGAACAUUAGUAUAGAGAGGAAAAUGAAUGUCUUUGCAAUGAAUAAAUCAUGUUCUUUUGAGACUUCUAGCAUAUCGGCAACCUCAGAAGAAUCUCAUGAAAUUGUCACAAAAACUAAAAAGAUGAAAGAAAAAGUUGUGGAAGGCUCACAGUUGAAGCAACAUGAAUCAUCAUCUGGUGGUGUACUUGUUGAUCUUAAAGUCCACAACAACAACAUGAACACUAAUAGUUCGAAUCUUGAACUCAAACUUUUCAAUUCAACUCCAGCUCGUGCUAGUGAGUCUUCCAACGAAGCAACACCCAAGCAGAGGUGUUCUUCGGAUGCUAGGACUUUCUCUUGUAGCUUUUGCAAGAGAGAAUUCUCCACCUCCCAAGCCUUAGGGGGACACCAGAACGCUCACAAACAAGAGCGGGCUUUGGCUAAAAGACGAAAUGGACUUGUUGAUGUUGUUUCGUCUUUUGGCCCUCCUAAUUAUCACCCCUAUUAUAAUCCCUACUCGAGUUUCAACUCACACAUACCAUUUCAUACUUCUUUUCCAACUCGAUCAUCUCUUGGUCUUCAAGGAGAUUCUUCCAUGAUUCAUAAGCCUACCUCCUAUCCGACAUGGCCAUACUUUUCGGCCUACAAUUUUCGAUUAAACCCUGAGAAAUGGUCGGCAUCAUCAUCAAGCUCAUCAUUUUUUAGAACUGAAAAUGUUCUAGGAAAUAAUAUUCUUGGUGCUUCUUUGGAGAAUUCUCAUUUUGAGAAGAAAAAUAAUACAAAGGGUUUCAGUUUAAUGAAUUCACCAAUCAAUCUUGACGAUAGUCUUAAUGGAAAUAAUCAUACAAAGCUUGGAUUGGGAAAGGAGGAAGCAAAAAAGAAUAAUGAAGAAGAAGAAGAAGAAUCAAAGCUUGAUUUGAAUCUCAGGCUUUAAUUUAAUUUGUUUUGCUAUUUUAUAGAGGUUUAAUUUUUAUUUGCUUUUAUUUAAAGGUGUAGUAUUACAAUUCUAUUUUCUUGUGAUUUGAUUUGAACCCGUAAAUCAUUGUCUUUAUCUUUUAAACCCUUUUUGGAAAAUUUGAAGUUUCAUGUUACCCUAAAGAGA